UGCGCUGCUGAUGGGAAGUAGAUGCGCUAUUUCAUAGAUACGGGUUGCUCUUAAAUAUACAGAAAUGAUUCUUCUUUUAAUUCUAAUACCACUGGCUAUCAUUGUAUUGUCCUAUUUGAUGGUACAAUGGAAUCGUGACUACGCUCUGACAUCAUUCACCCGAAAAAUUAAAACGAUCGAUGGAAGCCCCAUGGAAGAUGCCGUCACAGUGGUUGGUGGCUUUUGGGGCAGUAACUUUGAUUUGCUUUCAAUGAAUUUGGAACAAAUGUUUUAUUACUCCAGAACUUUUGCCAAGUCCUUUAAACGACCCUAUGUGCAAUAUUUCCUAAUGAGUCCCGUGUACAAUGUCAUCGAACCCAGUGAUGCGGAAUUGGUUCUAAAUGAUUCUAGGCUGCUGUCCAAAGGAGUAUUUUACACCUUCCUUCAUCCGUUUCUAAAAACCGGUCUUCUGACUAGCACAGAUAAAAAAUGGCACACGCGUCGUCGUUUACUGACGCCGGCUUUUCACUUCAAUAUUCUGAGUCAGUUUUUGGAUAUUUUCAAGCGAGAAUCUAUCAAAUUUAUUGACAAUUUGAAUGGUGUAUUGUUGCAAUCAGCUAAAGGUGAUGGCGCUGUUAUAUCGUUAAGUGAAUUAAUUCCUCGUCUCACAUUGAAUAAUGUCUGUGAAACUGCUUUGGGUGUAUGCCUCGAUGAUCGUCUGGAUGGUGAUGAGUAUCGUCAAAAUAUCAAUGAAGUGGAGGAAAGUAUGCUGGAACGUCUAAAAAAUCCCCUAAUGGCCUUUGACUGCAUAUACUACAACUCUGGGGAUGGUAAAAAAUAUUUGAAAUCUAUGGAAAAGCUGCAUGCCUUCUCAAGUGGCAUUAUUGAGAAGAGACGUGAUUUGCUCAGCAAGGAAUUGGAAAGCGAAGAUAUGGAGGCGAAAAAGACAAACCAGGAAGACUUAAAUGUCUAUGGCAAACGACGCUAUGCCAUGUUGGAUACCCUAUUGCGUGCCGAAAAGGAUGGUCUCAUUGAUCAUGCUGGCAUUUGUGAGGAAGUCGAUACAUUUAUGUUCGAAGGAUUCGAUACGACUUCAAUGAAUUUAAUUUUCGCCCUCAUGUCAUUGGCUUUGUACCCGGAUAUGCAAAAGAAAUGCUAUGAGGAAUUACAAGAGUAUAUCAGCGAUGAUUUGACAUUGUUGGAUAUGCAACAGCUCAAUAAUCUCAAAUAUUUGGAUUGUUUCAUAAAGGAAACGCAACGCAUGUAUCCAUCGGUGCCGGGUAUUGCGAGGGAAUGUACUUCGGAUACGGUAUUUGGAGGAAAGCUAUUAUUGCCCAAGAAUACCCAAAUCAAUAUACAUAUUUAUGAUAUACACAUGAACCCCAAGUAUUAUGAUGAACCCGAAGUAUUUAGACCGGAGAGAUUUUUACCCUCGGAAACAGAGAAAAGACAUCCCUUUGCCUUUAUACCCUUUAGUGCGGGGCAAAGGAAUUGUAUUGGACAAAAAUUUGCCAUGCUGGAAAUAAAGACUUUAUUAAUUUAUGUUCUUAAAAAUUUCAUCUUGGAACCUGUUACCAAACCAGAAUCAUUUCGUUUUCAUGCUGGACUAUUGAUUCGCACAAAAACCGAUAUUAAAAUUAAAAUAAGAAAACGUAUUGUAUAAUAAAUGACUGAUUAUUAUAUUAAAAAUAAAAACAUGUAAAGAAACGUUGGGUUAGGA
Stomoxys calcitrans (stable fly) is the source of this 1699-nucleotide messenger RNA. RefSeq names its product probable cytochrome P450 4p3. The record is from RefSeq and is a predicted model, not a curated record. Gene Ontology annotation, molecular function: monooxygenase activity; iron ion binding; heme binding. NCBI's taxonomy places the organism in Eukaryota, Metazoa, Arthropoda, Insecta, Diptera, Muscidae. The transcript is spliced from 7 exons. The coding region runs from base 65 to 1642 and encodes 525 amino acids.